UUUUCGCUCAGCACUUACCAGAACAAAGAGGAAAUUCUCAGCUACAUCAAAAAUCUUCGUUAUAAAACCGGCGGGACGUUUACUGGCAAGGGUUUGGAGUUCAUGCUGAAACAACACUUUGUUGAAAAGGCCGGAAGUCGAGCACAGCAGAAUGUUCCUCAGAUUGCCAUUGUUAUCACAGAUGGUGACUCUCAAGAUGAGGUCAAGUCACAGGCUCAGGAGCUGAGGCAAAGGGGAAUCAAAAUAUUCGCCAUUGGGAUCAAAGAUGCAAACGAGACGUUACUGAGACAGAUCGCGAGCGAGCCGUAUGAUCAGCACGUCUACAGCGUAUCAGACUUUGCAGCUCUGCAGGGAAUCUCUCAGAGUGUAAUCUGGAAAGUGUGUACCGCUGUAGAGGAAACACAAAAAGAGGUCAUCCUGAUGUCAAGAGGCUGCAACCAGACUGCUCAGGCAGACAUUGUGCUCCUUGUUGACUCGUCUGGUAGCAUUGGAGAGAGUGAUUUCGAAGAAGUGAGGAAGUUCCUCCAUUCUUUUGUGGACAGUUUUAACCUUAGACCCGACAAGGUGAGAGUGGGACUUGCUCAGUUCAGUGACAGGCCAUACCAAGAGUUCCUGCUCGGUGACUAUUCAGAUAAGAGAGAUCUGCACCAAAAGUUGAAUGAUCUCAUCUACCGUAGAGGAGGCACCAACACUGGUCUGGCUCUGACUUUCAUCCGUGAAAAUUACUUUAGACUGGCCAGACAGAAUGUUCCUGGCAUUGCCAUAGUCAUCACAGAUGGGGAAUCAAAUGAUGAUGUGGAGGAACCUUCCCAGAGACUACGAAACCUAGGAGUUUCCAUCUUUGUCAUCAGGGUGGGAACGGGUGACAUGGAAAAACUGCAUACCAUUGCUAAUACCCCACAUGAAGAGUUCUUAUUCAGUAUCGACAAUUAUAAAGAACUGCAAGGUCUAAAAGAAAGUCUACGCAACAAGGUGUGCUUUACUGUGACGCUCCAAUCACAAGCUUUUGUGCCAAAAUUUGCUGAUCUCUUCAUAUUGGUUGAUAGUUCAGCAUCUAGACAAGAGCAGCAAAUAAUAAGGACUUUUCUUCCAAGACUGAUCCAGCAGCUCAACGUGGGAAAGAAUACUAAUCGUGUCGGCCUGGCUCAGUUCAGCGAAAAUGUCAAAGAGGAGUUCCUACUAAAUACUGAUAAGGCUAGAAAUGAGAUUUUGUCAUCUAUUCGCAGCCUGACACUGAGGCCUACAGGGGAGCGUAAAAUUGGCAAUGCAAUUGAAUAUGCUCAUAAAAAGUUCUUCAGUAAUGUCACUGGAAGCCGUGUCUCUGAAGGCUUUAAGCAAUUUCUGUUAGUCAUUUCAGCUGGAGAAUCUGCCGAUGGUGUCGUCCAAGCAUCCCGCACAAUCAAAACAGAUGCAGUGACAGUUUUUGCUGUUGGCUUGAACAAAGCUGAUGCACAUGAAAUGAAGUACAUCUCUAGUCAACCACACAGCUACAAGUUAGUAGGUAACAUCCAACAAGUACAACAGAAAAUUAAGUCUGCCAUUGACACAUGGGAAGAUGCUGCUGUCGCAAGGGAGUUUUAA
Sinocyclocheilus rhinocerous is the source of this 1581-nucleotide messenger RNA. RefSeq names its product collagen alpha-4(VI) chain-like. NCBI's taxonomy places the organism in Eukaryota, Metazoa, Chordata, Actinopteri, Cypriniformes, Cyprinidae. The transcript has 4 exons. The coding region runs from base 103 to 1581 and encodes 492 amino acids. The record is from RefSeq and is a predicted model, not a curated record.